CUCUCUUACCCCCUAUUUCAUCCAACCCCAAUAAACGCCACACAAGGGGAUUUUCUUUCGGGAGAAUGUCUCGGCCGACCGUUGCUUCAUCUUCUCCGGCGGCGGUGGCGGUCUCAUUGGCGCUCUUCCAACUCAUCAUCCUAAUUAUUUCGUCCGCAGUCGUCGAAGCUCGCACAAAGAUGAUUCCGGCAGAUGCAUCGAAGCUCGACCAAUGGAUCGCACACAAUAUGAAAGAAUACGAGGAACGUAAGGCGAACGAAACCGGAAUCAAGGCGCUGGACCGGCGGCUGGCGAAGGCGGAGGACCAUGUCCGACUAAUCACCGUUAGAAAAGACGGACGAGGAAAUUUCACGACGAUCACCAAAGCGAUCGAGAGCAUUCCGUCUGGAAAUCGGCGGCGAGUGGUGGUGUGGAUCGGCGGGGGAGUUUACAGAGAGAAGAUUACGAUUGAAGCUUCCAAGCCGUUCGUGACGCUGUAUGGACAGAAAGGAAGACGGCCGGUGAUAACGUUCGACGGUACGGCGUCGGAAUUCGGUACCGUUAAGAGCGCGACGGUGGCGGUGGAAUCGGAUUAUUUCGUUGCCGUCAAUCUUGCGUUUGUGAAUUCAGCUCCAAUGCCCGAAUUAGGAGGAACAGGAGGACAAGCAGUGGCAAUGAGGAUAUCUGGGGAUAAGGCAGCAUUCCAUGAGUGUCAUUUCAUAGGCUUUCAAGAUACUUUAUGCGAUGACAGAGGCAGACAUUUUUUCAAGGAUUGUUACAUCCAAGGCACUGUGGACUUCAUUUUUGGAAACGGCAAAUCUCUUUACUUGAAAACCAUAAUAAACUCAGUGGCAGAAGGCACGGGAGUAAUCACAGCUCAAGCAAGGGAAGAAGCCACAGAUGACAGUGGUUUCACAUUUGCAUAUUGCAACAUCACAGGAACAGGAAACACUUAUUUGGGAAGAGCUUGGAAAGAGAGAACUCGUGUAGUUUUUGCUUACACAUACAUGGGAACUCUCAUCAACACAGAAGGAUGGUCUGACAAAAUGCAUGGAAGCCAACCUAGAAAGAGUAUGUACUACGGUGAGUACAAAUGCAUGGGACCUGGGGCGACCCCCUCGGGUCGAGUGAAGUAUGCUAGAAUACUCUCGGACGAAGAAGCGAAGGCGUUUUUGAGUAUGACUUAUAUCCACGGAAACAAAUGGCUUUUACCACCACCAAAUCUCUCCCUCUUCCACUCUAGGUCCAAUGUCUUCCAUUAAAAAUGAAUCAAAAUUGCUUGAAUGAAAUGCUGCAUAUGUGUGGCCAAAACCAUAAAGUAACUAUAGUGAAAAUUAGAAAAGCAAGGCCUAGCUAGCUAGGCUGCUGUGCCUUGAAACUUUAUCCCACAUAUUUCCCCAUUUAAAUGUACUUCUCUCUCUCACAUAGAAAUAAUCCCAUUUUUUUUGUCCUAAGUUUGAGUUGAUUGUUGUACCAAACUGAUCAACUUUUUUUUUUUUCUUUCCUCUGCCUUGAGCUUUUCUCUUUCUCUCUUGGUUGCUCUAGUAAGCUCUCACAUGUUAUAUUGCCAAGGGUAGUUUUGGAAAGGAAAAGUACAUGAUCAUGGAUGGCCCUUGCCCGCACACAUUUGUACUUGGCUAUGAUGUUCUUUCUAACUCUUUUUUUCUUCCAACACUAAGAAUUGUGUAUGGUGAAAUUUUGAAAUACAAGCUAAUGUGUUUGCUAUUAAAUCUAACA
This is a messenger RNA of Benincasa hispida (wax gourd), 1716 nucleotides long. Its product is annotated as putative pectinesterase 63. Lineage: Eukaryota; Viridiplantae; Streptophyta; Magnoliopsida; Cucurbitales; Cucurbitaceae. Gene Ontology annotation, biological process: cell wall modification; pectin catabolic process. The record is from RefSeq and is a predicted model, not a curated record. Gene Ontology annotation, molecular function: pectinesterase activity.